Messenger RNA from Stegostoma tigrinum, 5734 nucleotides. RefSeq names its product Fanconi anemia group A protein-like. The record is from RefSeq and is a predicted model, not a curated record. Bases 126 to 4496 code for a protein of 1456 amino acids. Gene Ontology annotation, biological process: interstrand cross-link repair. The transcript has 44 exons. Gene Ontology annotation, cellular component: Fanconi anaemia nuclear complex. Lineage: Eukaryota; Metazoa; Chordata; Chondrichthyes; Orectolobiformes; Stegostomatidae.
CAAAGAAAGAUGCCGGAACAUAACAGGAGAAGGGAAGGAGCUUGGAGAGGCAGGCCUAUUACUUUUUAAUGGACUGUAGUAAUAGGCAGCUUGUUCAUGAAAGCAUUUUUGCAAAAUAAAAAAAAAUGUCCAGUAUUGCCUCCGGGUAUCUAUCCUGGUCUACUGAUGUGACUCAGAAGAAGACACUCCCACAAUUAUUGGGUACAAGACUCCAAAGACGGAGACAGAGAUGCCCUUCCGAACCCCAACUGAAAGAGACUGUGAUUCAGUUUCUGAGGCACCAUCAGAACCUUGGUGACCUACUGCUAGAGGUAAAUGGAUCAAUGAGUAAAUGUUUAGCUCGUUAUGGUAAUCCUGAGCAUCCAAUUGCCAAUUCUGCUGGUAAAGGUGCUUUUAUAGCCUCUGUUCUACAAGAGCAGGCUUUGCAGAUGGAUCUGCCUGUUGGACUUUUGGCUGCUAGGGCAUCCAUGGAGGAAGUUCAACAGAUUAUGCAACAGGGGACAAUGCCUAAACGAGCUGUUGUAUUGGAUUCUGGUCAACGUAGAAUGUUUGCCUGUUUACUGCAGAGUAUGCAAGAACUGUUGUCCUCCAACAUGCUUAGCCGACUGCAAUUCAUUGAAGAGAUUUGGAAGGCAAAGGAAUUACCCACUCUGGAAAUUGUUUGGCGUUUGCACAAGGAAGGCAUUGUGAGCCUUGAGGAACUGUUGGCAAGUAACCUGGAUGGCUCUGCGGUGGUUGGCUGGCUCUUCACUGAUCUGUGCCUCCUUUGUUUGGGAACUGAAGAGGAACACCAACAUGAAGAAGUACAGAGGCAGAUACUAUUAGAUAUUGUGACUGUCUUGGUAAGAAAUGGAUUUCAAAACCUGAAUCUUGUGGAAUCAAACCCUAAAGUGCAGCACUUAAUGCAGAUCUGUUUCACGGUGUUGGGCAAAAUGAUUCCAUGGUUACUGGACAAUGUUCGGAAUGAAGGGGAAAAGGAAGACUCAGCUGGACAGAAAACAACUCUAGUCUGGCUGGAUAUGUUUGAUGUGACAUUGUUUCAUGGUGCCAUCUCUCUGGAUUCACUAAAACAGUUCUUCUACCACACACUGACACAGGUUCUGACCUACAAUCCUGUGCUUGAAGCAUCUGACGCAAUUCGCAGGCAGGGAGAAUGGUGCUUUGCUAAAACUAAGCCACUUUUAGUAACCUUGUAUAGAAAGCUAUUUGUACUGUUUAGUGCAGAGGAGGUGAUCACACAUUUUCAACAAGUUUUGGAAUCCCAUGAGGUUAACUGGCAAUAUGUACUGUCCUCUGCUUCAACACUGUUGGUCUGCCAACCAGAGAGCCAAAACUAUCUGAAAGAGCUACUGACUAAGUUGCUGAUAAAUUCAUUUGAGAAUUAUGAAUUGGAGAGUAUAAUCACUGCGUUCCUGCUUGCACGUCAGGCUGCACUAGAGGGACCACCUGUUUUCAUCAGCUAUGCCGAAUGGUUCAAGAAUUCCUUUGGGUCUGCGAGUGGUUACCAUGCCAGUAGCAAGAAGUCGCUAAUUUUCCUACUGAAAUUUUUGACAGACCUGGUGCCAUUUGAAACUGCACAAUAUUUAAAGGUCCACAUAUUAUAUCCCCCUUAUGUGGCAUCAAAGUAUCGCGUUAUGCUUCUGGAAUAUAUCUCACUGGCUAAAACUCGACUUUCAGAUCUCCAGGUGUCAAUUGAAGAGUUGGGUCUGUAUGAGGACCUGUCAACAGCUAAUGCUCCUCCUCAGCCCCAGUGUCAAGCCAUGCAGGAUGUUGAGAGAGCUAUUCUGAUUUUUGAAAACAGUGGAAAGAUCCCAUCUAGCGUAAUGGAAGCAAGCAUUUUCCGAAGGCCGUAUUACUUGACAAGAUUUUUGCCUGCUCUGCUUACCCCUCGUCUGCUACCUCCUGUCCAGGACUCGCGAAUGUUCUUCAUUGAUUCUCUCAAAAAAGCAGAUAAAAUACCAGAGAAUCUGUACGCGAGCUACAUUCACUCAUGUGAAAGAGAGAAACAGCGCCUAUUUGAAGCAGACAUUUCCAUGUCAGAGGAAAUGCAGCAUCCAAUGGAACCGCUUAGAGUCCUGACGACUGCUCUUGAAGAGCUGAGCAAUGUUGUUACUGAGCCAAGCGAUACUGGUGUUGUUUCUGCUCAAAUAGCUGUAAUCUUUGGUCAACUGAAAACUAUGGUAGGCACUGAUGAUGAUUGCACUGCAAUGGAUAAACCAAUCCAGUUAGAAACUGCUGUACAUGAAUUGGCUCCUGUUGAAUUAGAGGUCAGAGAUCUUCUAUUAAAGAGCUUUUGUCAGACAUUUAUUACAGCAACAAAAUUCAGCCCACCCCAGAGACAAGGUGAAUGGGCCUCUCUGUUUGUGAAAAUGUUGUGUGGCCACAGAAAACUUUUAAAUGCAGUUCUUACACGAGUCCUGCAUUUGAUCACUCACCAGGGCUCUUCUCUUGCUGAUGUUCACAUCUUGGGAUUGGCUGCUUUCACAGUUCAUCUACACAUCUUGCAGCUCAUGCUAUUACCAGUGAAUUCCACUGGUCAUUUAGCGGAGUCAGCUGGUCAAGAAGGACUUCUCUUUGCUGAGUACCUAAACCAGUUUUUGAUCUGUAGGACUGGAGAACUUUUAACAUUCUAUAUGAGGUUUUGUACAGCAGCAGUUGCUUAUGCCAUCAGCUUGUCACCAUCUCCAUCAAUUGACAUAAUAAAACACUCUGUUCCUUCUGGAUUCAUACGAAAGUUGCAGUAUGUAGUUCCACGAUUGAUACCAGAAGCUCGGCAGGAUCAAGAGACAGUAAUGGAACCCAUGUGGCAUAACCUUGUUGAUCUUCAUUUGAAUUGGAGAACUGCAGUUCUUUCACAGUUUAAACACCAUACAUUCAAGGAGCUUAUGAAGAUGAAAGAAUUCCAGUUGACAUUCCAUGAGUGGUUGAUGUCUGAACUGGCAGUCCAACCAGACAAAGAUCUACUAUCUGACCUGGACAGACAAGAUUAUCAGCACUGGGCCUGUUACCAACUUUAUCUGCCAUGCCCCCUUUCUGAGGGAGGAUGUGGCGGGGAUUUAGAGACUGCAUGUAGGAUUAUCAUCAAUGCGUUAAUGGAUUUUCAUAAAAGAGCUAAUGUACAGUACUGCAAAGAGUCUGAAUGUUCAGAAGUUUCUUCGCUCAAUAGAUCGUGCUAUGAGAGUAUUACUUGUCGACUGCAGGAGAUGGUGUUUGAUUUGGAGAAAGUAUGGACAAAGGCAUUAAAUAAAAGUUCAUCACUUGGAAAUGGCCAUUUUCUUCUGGAUGUGUUUCAAGAAAGAGUGGCAAGUCUGGAAUUGUCAAAUCUAAGCAAAAAGUUAGAGUGCCAGAUUGAAUUACAAGUAUUCAUCAGAAUUCUAGUCGUACUUCCUCCCAGUUUGCUGUUCAAGACUCACAAGGACAGACUAAUGACAACUUUGGAAUGUGAGGCAUUCUUUCACUUCACAAAUACAGAAUUGCGGAAUGACUGCUCGAAAGAAUUUGUGAUUCCCUUUGGAGUCACCUUGCAUUUCUUCAGGGGUUUGCUUAAUACUUGUGUUGAGUCUGAAGAACCAGAUUGUGUUGUUGCUGACAUUCUGAACAUUGCUAGAACACGUUGUCCUCUGCUCUUAUUAUCUGCAGCGUUUUGGUGGCUGAGAUUGGAGCCGGUGCUGAUUACACAAUGGAAACGGCUUACUGAUGAUCCACUUCCCAGGGAAUUACAGAGGAUGGUAGACAACCAGUGCUGGGCCAACAGGUUACUUUCAGGGAAAACUGAAUGCUCACCACCUGAUGUUCCCUGGAUUGUUAGUGCCUUUCUGUAUUUCACCUUGAAAAGGAAAGUUGGACUGGCAAUACUUCGGACAAUAAUGAGAAAAAUCUGUGCUGAAAAUGAGCUGGUUUCAGUGCUGUGUUUCAGUUUGGUGGAUUUGAUCUCAUCCCUAUUGAAACCAAAGGAUUCUGCGACAUUAACUGUUGCAUUAAAAACAUGUGCUGAUGUGGUCUCGGUGUUGGAAGAGCAGAAAAAAUCCUGGCUUAAUAUAUUUUCAGUGGCGAAUAAGGAUUGUGGGUCACACCAGAUCCUGUACAGCAUCCUCUCUGACAUGGAGCUUAAGCUUCUUCCUGUUGCUUUCUACAGCCUUAUUCCUGGUUUGGAUCCAAUGCUGCUUUCUUCCAUCAUCAAACGUUCAGAUUUCCUCUCGGUCGCUGUCAUUCUGUACACUGCAAUGGUCAAGCUCUUCCUUGAUGGAGAAGAUACAUUCUUGGUCUCAAAUCAGUGUGAUUCACAAAGCUCCAAGCAGCCUGAUCCUUUGGGAUUAAUAACACGAGGGCGUCAGUUCCUUCUUCGUACAAUUCUAGAUUGUCCUGCACAAACAUGUUCACAAAACCAACUGCAGGCUGCUUGGAAGGACAUUGAUCCAGAGCUGAAAGCGGCAUUAGGUCAUCAUCUCAACAUCUGCAGUGGUGAUGUUCUAUAUCCUGAACCAGCAAUGCUGUAAACAAUAAAACUGACUCAAAUUUUGCAUGUUAGCAGUUUUAGAAGAUUGUUCUGAAGUUGCUGAAAAUGGGUAAUCACUGGCGAGCUACAUAUGUCAGCAUUCACACAAAAUCAAAAAGCCCAGUCUAAAACUAAAUCUGGGAUAAUUUCGAUGUUGUAUAUUGAAUGACUAGAAACUAAUUCAAAUUUACCUAUGUAAAUCUUUAAUAGAAAAAUGUCAAGCUGUAUGAUUUCUGAAUUUAAUAAGCUCACAACAGCACUGGAAAAUGUUCUUACACUUUGUUAAAUAGUAAGUUUUUGUCUCAAUUUGAAGUAGGCAGAUAAUCUGUUCAAAGUACUUUGCCUAACAACAUGAACCAAUCAUAAAAUGGUGUGUGACUGCUUUAUUAGUCACUGCCUCCCUACAACUCAAUGGUGCAUGUUGACAUUCCAGUCCCAUUAUUCUUGUAAAAUUAAAAGUCAGUCUUACAACUGAAGUCAUCUCGUUUAUUGCAUAAAUUGGAGAAGCAGGUUACCAGUUGUAACUGGCAGUGUAAUUUAAUGAGCAGAUCCUUACUCUAUCUCAAAGUUAGAGAAUAAUUAACUGAGGACAACCUUACCUUGUACAACUCAUUUUUUGAUCAAUGAACUAAUUUGGUUCCUGGUGAAGAUCUAAAAUUGCAACGUACUAUAAAUGGUAUAUAAAGAAACUUCAUGCAGCAAGGCAAAGUAAUCAACGUUUUAAUCAAAUAUAGAACUAUUUCUGAACUCAUCAGCUGGUUCAUACUGUUUAUACAAUAACUUUGGUUAUAUCAUAUCUUAGAAAAGUUUAUUACUGUAACAAUAUCAAUCACUUGUACAUAUUUCUGGUCUUUAGUUUGUCAAUUCAGUAAUUGACUGACUUAAAAAAUACUGAUCUGUGAUGCUAAGCACAAACCUUUAUUUGCAAACAGUUCAAGUAUUGUUUGUCAAAUUUAAAAAUUACUGCCCGUAUUGACUGUAAAAGGUGUAUACCUGCCUAAAAUACCAGAGACUUGAGAGUUUUUGAGGUGUUCUGUAAAUUAUCUAAAAGUUUAAUGUAGGCACUCAUUGUUAUAGAAGAUUUCACCAUGUAUUUAUAUUAUAAGUUUGUCCUUUGCCAAUUCAUUUUUUCAAUAAAUUGUUCUAGAGAAUUUAUUCUUUUUGACAGACUACAUUGGGAAUUCUCAUUUUUAUACCCAUUAGAAUGUAACAGCAUUACAUUUUGCUUACUAUCAUGUA